AUGGAUCAAAGUGCUCAAUUAUUGGAUGAGGAUAAUGUGGCCGAGGAUCAAAGUUCUCAAAUUUUAUGGAGUGAAAAAAAUGAAGAGAUCUUAAUAACUUUGAUGGAAGAAGAAAGAAAGAAUGGAAAUCAGAAAGGCACUACAUUUUCUAUUGAAGGAUGGAAAAAUUUAGAAGAAGGGAUGUUAAGGUUAACUAAAGAAAAGUAUACGAACCUACAAUUGAGGAAUAAAUUCAAUAGGUUGAGAGACAGAUAUAAAACAUACAAAAAAUUUCUAUCCAACCCUGGUUCAUCAUGGGACCCUGUAACUGGUCAAGUCACACUUACAGAUGCCCAAUGGGAGGAGAUGGAAAAGCAAGUCAGGCAUGCUAAGCGGCUUCAGAAAAAAGGGUGCAAACAUUAUGAUCUGCUUAGUAACUUAUUUGGUGAUACAUAUGCAACUGGUAAUCAUGCUCACCCUUCAAAUAGAAGCCCAUGCAUUAGUAGUGAUGAGGGAGAUAAAAAUCCUAAUGAGAUCAAUGAAGUAGUGGAUACUUCUCGUCAUAUGAGUCGGUCUGCUGACCUUGCUCGUACAAGAUUAACUAAAGAGAGCUUUCAAAAGACAAUUUCCUCUGUUAUGAGUGGAUAUGACGAAUAUUUUAUGAAAAAGGCAGAGGCACUAGACAAGGGUGGAAGCUCAAGUGGGAAGAGUAUAAUAUGUCCACCAAAUAUGAAUAAGGUACCCUUGGAGAUUCAACAUAAUGAGAAAUACUUUCCAUUCUUUCAGAAUUGCAUUGGUGCAAUUGAUGGUACACACAUCCAUGCAAAUGUCCCAGCAUCUUCACAAAUUCCUUAUCGUGGAAGAAAAUCAGACACAACACAAAAUGUAAUUGUUAUUUGUUCUUUCGACAUGAAAUUUACAUAUGUGGUGGCAGGUUGGGAAGGCUCUGCGAAUGACUCAAGAGUAUUAUUGGAAACUAUUUUUGAUCCUACAAUGAAUUUUUCGUUACCACCCAAAGGUAAGUAUUAUCUUGUGGAUUCUGGGUACACCAAUAUGAGGUACUUCUUAGCACCUUAUCGUGGCGAAAGAUAUCAUUUACAGGAAUACAGGGGGAGACGAAUAAGGGGUCCUCAUGAACUAUUCAACUAUAGGCAUUCGUCACUGAGAAAUGUGAUAGAACGUUGUUUUGCCCAUUUAGAUCAUCUUUUUGAUGAAUAUGGGGAUGAGAAUGCCAAUCUUCAAGAAGAAGAAGAAGAAAAAGUGGAGCUAGGUGGUACUUCUCAGAGAGUAAAUGUUACACAUGAGCUAAUUCAAGAGAUAAGUGAAACCCGUGAUGCAGUUGCAAAUGAGUUGUGA
Cornus florida is the source of this 1335-nucleotide messenger RNA. RefSeq lists its product as uncharacterized. The record is from RefSeq and is a predicted model, not a curated record. The transcript has 6 exons. NCBI's taxonomy places the organism in Eukaryota, Viridiplantae, Streptophyta, Magnoliopsida, Cornales, Cornaceae. Bases 1 to 1335 code for a protein of 444 amino acids.